Molecule: messenger RNA, 3568 nt
Organism: Xyrauchen texanus (razorback sucker)
Lineage: Eukaryota; Metazoa; Chordata; Actinopteri; Cypriniformes; Catostomidae
Product: protein Wnt-7a-like
Exons: 4
Coding region: 196-1248 (350 amino acids)
Biological process (GO): neuron differentiation; cell fate commitment; positive regulation of JNK cascade
Cellular component (GO): extracellular region
Molecular function (GO): frizzled binding; cytokine activity
Source: RefSeq, a predicted model, not a curated record
UCUACCUGCGCAACAAUGCGCACUGAACACAGUCUGGAUUCAUCCUGAAGUCUUGGACAGCGGGAUUUAUAUAUCCUGGGAAAAAUUAUACUUCUUGGAAAUUUGCUUCAGAUUGACUUGAGUUAAUAACAGACUGGCUACUCACAGUGAAAAUUCACUUUCUCUUUCAUUGAGUGAAAACGAGUUGAGACCAUAAUGAGCCGAAAAACACGACGCUGGAUAUUUCGCAUUUUCCUCUGUCUCGGAAUAAUAUACUUGAAAAUGGGAGGGUUCUCUACUGUACUGGCGCUGGGAGCGAGCAUUAUAUGCAACAAGAUCCCCGGACUGGCCCCCAGACAGCGGAUCAUCUGUCAGAGCCGGCCGGACGCGAUCAUCGUGAUUGGAGAGGGCGCGCAGAUGGGCAUCAACGAGUGCCAGUUUCAGUUCAAAAGCGGCCGCUGGAACUGCUCCGCCCUCGGCGAGAGGACCGUCUUCGGAAAAGAGUUGAAAGUGGGAAGUAAAGAAGCUGCUUUCACAUAUGCCAUCAUCGCGGCAGGAGUGGCCCAUUCUAUAACAGCCGCCUGCACACAGGGCAACCUCAGCGACUGCAGCUGUGACAAAGAGAAGCAGGGGUUCAAUGGUCAUAUAGAUGGCUGGAAAUGGGGCGGUUGCUCGGCAGACAUCCAUCAUGGCUUGGGCUUCUCCAAGGUGUUUGUGGAUUCUAGAGAGACAAAACACAGUGCCAGGACGCUCAUGAACCUACAUAACAAUGAAGUUGGACGAAAGGUCUUAGAAAGGAACAUGCGUUUGGAGUGUAAAUGUCAUGGUGUAUCUGGAUCAUGCACCACCAGAACCUGCUGGACGACUCUCCCCAAGUUCCGUGAGCUCGGCUUCAUCCUCAAAGACAAAUACACCAACGCUGUCCACGUGGAGCCAGUGAAAGCCACCCGCCACAAACGGCCCACCUUCCUCAAAAUAAAAAAACCCUACUCCUACCGCAAGCCCAUGGACACGGAUCUUGUGUACAUUGAAAAAUCACCCAAUUACUGCGAAGCUGAUCCCGUGACAGGCAGUGUUGGGACUCAGGGCCGGAUUUGCAAUAAAACGCUGAUGCAUCAUCCAAAUGGCUGUGAUCUCAUGUGCUGCGGCCGAGGAUACAACACACAUCAGUAUUCACGUAUGUGGCAGUGCAACUGCAAGUUUCUUUGGUGCUGUUAUGUAAAGUGCAACACUUGUAGUGAGAGGACAGAGGUGUACACGUGUAAAUGAGCAAUGUUUAUGGACUGAUUUAGCUGAAACAUAUUUAUUUUACCUAAAGGAUAACUCAAUAAUUUGGUAUGUUGUUGUGUUGUUUUGCACAAGACCUUAGUAAGACAUGCUUCCUUUACUUCAGUGGAAUAUCAUCAAGAUUUUCAAAGCUUUACUCUGGAGAAAGAAUUCAUAAUGAGAAAAAACUUGCAUAUCUGGAAUAAAAUAAGGCUCUCUUGCUGUACAUGAUAUAAGACUGAUAACAGAUACCUGCACCUUGACUUUACCAGUGGAGCUACUGAAACUGGGUUUUUACACUGGGAAAGUUUGCUGCGGUCUGAAUCUGAGCACAAUUGUUCCCUGCAUCCCCCGCAGCAUUGUUAUGGUUUCGGACUCAUGUAUGAUUCUGUCGAACCUUGGAGCUUUUACGUCAUCAACUUGUGCCACCCCACAUGUGCAUAUGAUGGAAAGCACAACUCGGGUCAAUAUAUUUGUGUGUUUGUUAUUCAUUUUGUGUCAUUAUGAACACCAGAGUGAACAAAAUUUGCGCCUCUGUGCUUCGUAUGCUGUAAUUCAGCAGUUGUACAUGUCCAGGGGAAGGAGACUAUAUCUAAUGCUCACAAACAAUCUUUUUUGAGGACACAGCUGGAUGCAUGCUCACUCACUUAAUUAUAAAAAAGGCAUCUCACCUUUUGUGUGUCCCUCAACGUUUACUUGUCAACUCAAGUUUUAUUUGUCACAUACACAGUACGACAUGUAGUGAAAUUCUUGAUACAACUUUUCUCUCAACAGUUUAUGAUAAAGAUUGUGUGUGUGUUUGUUUUUGUGCAACUAUUAAUGUCAUUAUGCCCAUGCCCAAGUAAUUUUACUUCCUGAACAAGUGCGGACCUGAGUACAGGUUGCUUUCUCACUCGUGCGAACCACACCACAGUCCCAGUGCAACCAAACUCAGACCACCUUCUACAGGUAGUCUCGGAUGCUGUACUGCAGUCCACCCCACAGUCCGCAAAACAGCUUUCAAAUGACUAACUUUUCAUGCAAACCGUGCUCUGUUUUGGACUAAACAGCCAGUGUGAAAGCCCCCUGAGAGACACAAUCUUGAAAGAUAUUUAACAAAUACUCCAAUAGAGCACAUCAUUAGGUAUCCAUAAGUAAAUAUCCCAUUCAUUUUCUCCAUAAUGCUUUUUAGCAAUAAAGUAAACCUUUCAAGACAGAUCUACCAUGAGCUCUGAGAUUGUUAAGUGAUGAUAUAUAUGCUUCUGUAGAAGCCACAAGUAAGCUUCUUUAAAAAAAAAAAAAAAAAAUUAAUAUUUGAUGAUUUCCUGAAGAAAUACACUACCCAUAAUCAUAAAGAUAGAUGGCCCAAUCAGAGAAGUUGCUGUUACCAUGAGAACAUGAAUUGCUGCUGCUGCAAAAGUGUGUUUCCAGACAUCCAAUCAUUCUUAAAAGAAUAUUCUGCAUUCAAAACCAUUUAAGCUCAAUAAUCAGCAUUUGUGACCUAAUGUUGAUAACCAUAAAAAAUUUAUAUUGACUUGUCACUCUUUAAGGAACUUAUAAUGGAAGCGAAUGGGGACAAACCAUAAACGUUAAAAUAUACUGGCUGUUUCAAAAGUGUAGCCACAAGAUGUAAACAACAUGCGUGUUAACAUGAUUUUAGUGUGAUAAAAUCACUUAACAUUUCUGUGCAAACUUAUAUAAAACUUUACAACUUCUGUGCCAUGACGACGUAAUGUUGUAAAGCCUAAAACAUCUGUAAAAAUUACAGUUUAAACUACUUGACAGCUCAAAUAAUACACAAAUUUUACACAAGAAUUCAUAUAACUGCUUUUAUAUAAUUAUAAGCUUCACAUAUCUGGCUUUAAACACUCAAAACACUGUCCCCAUUCACUUCCAUUGUGUGUAUCACUGUAACCUCGAAUUUUUCUUUUUAAAGAAAAGUAGGGUCAAGUUCAAAUAAAUUGUUUGUGGUAAUCAACAUUAUGCCACAAAUGCUGUCGAUUGAGCUUAACUUGUAUUGAACCUGAAAUAUUCCUUUAAAAAUGAUACAUUUACUUUAGAUGCAAAAUGACAAUAGAUUUUGUUGUGUUUUCAGAAAAAUCUGUCAAAAUGUUGCAAUGUUUAUUCAACAAAAAAGGGACAAAAAAAUAGAUUUGUCAAUGGGGUAAAAAAAAAAACCUUGAUUCAAAGGGAAAUAGUUUUUCUUUUUUUAAGUAUAAACCCCAUUCAAUUUAGAUAGCGUGUUUGAAAAGAAGACUUAAUAUCUUGUCAUUCUGCUUCUUAAAUCAUUUCUCCUAGUUUUUAAAGAUGUUAAAAGUUUUUGCGUAAACUCCCAUUAAGCAUU